AUGCACUCGCCGCAACCUACCAUCGUACACACCCCCUCCUCUCCAUCCUCCUCACGUCGAACGCAACAAACCAAACCAGCUACGCACGCCGGACCAACACCUCCAGCUCCCCCCCUCCAUAGACCAAACCUUCCUCAGGUUAUCAGAUCAUCGCCAGCCAUUACAGGUUACGGCCAGGUUGUUGCUGGGUAUCUCCAGGGCAUCUUUGGGGGUUGGGAGCGCGGUCCGGAGAAGCCCAAACGGAGGCGCGAACCCCCCCCCCCCCUGCGCGGUUACAGCGAAAAAGAGAGAGAGAGAGAGGGAGAGAGAGAGAACGGAGGCGGCGGCGGCGGCCACGAUGAUGCUGGAGGCGGCGGCGACCGCCCUUUCGCCCUGCAAGGAAUCCCCCGUCCACACCCCCCUCACCCCCCCCCCCCCCCCCCCCCCCCCCCCCCCCAUCUCCAGAGUCCAUCGCCCAUCUCCAUUCCCACCCAGCCCAAGAUUCCGCGCACCGAGUAUCUCCACCUCCCCGAGCCUCCAGCCUGCAGGCACACUAUUACUUCGUACAGCAGGCUGGGCGGUCUUCUUUCCGCGCUCGUGGUUGGUCGUCGAGAGGUCCGAACCCUUGCCCAACUCAGCUCAGCACCGUCGACUUGGACGACCCGAUCCCCCGGCCACGCCCAAGGGGGCCAAAAACAAGCCCCCCCUCCAGCCGCCGUCCCAACUCGAACCCCUCCUCCCCCGUCCCGCAUUGUCUCUCCUCUCGCUCAUGUUCCGUGCCCAUCGUCUCGUCUCUCGUCUCGUCUCGUCUUGUCUCUUGUUUAUCCUCUCGCCUUGCCCGGUUUAGAAACAAGGGCCGACGCUGCUCUUGCAAAAGGACCCUGA
This is a messenger RNA of Colletotrichum higginsianum IMI 349063, 864 nucleotides long. RefSeq lists its product as uncharacterized. NCBI's taxonomy places the organism in Eukaryota, Fungi, Ascomycota, Sordariomycetes, Glomerellales, Glomerellaceae. The coding region runs from base 1 to 864 and encodes 287 amino acids. The record is from RefSeq and is a predicted model, not a curated record. The transcript is spliced from 4 exons.